Messenger RNA from Rotaria sp. Silwood1, 1264 nucleotides. The record is from the annotation of a GenBank genome assembly. NCBI's taxonomy places the organism in Eukaryota, Metazoa, Rotifera, Eurotatoria, Philodinida, Philodinidae.
AUGCUUGGCUAUGACGAAUUUUUUCCUAUUCAAACGAAAUAUGCAACUGGCACUUCACCGUACUCAGUAGCUGUUGGUGAUUUCAACCACGACACACGACUAGAUAUUGUAGUUGGUAAUAGGGAUAGCAACACUGUAGGUGUACUUUUGGGAUAUGGAAAUGGUUCUUUCGCUGAUCAGAUGACAUAUUCAACUGGCUCUUACCCACACUCUGUAGCUGUGGGUGAUUUUAACAACGACAACCAUCUGGAUAUCGUCGUCGCUAAUAGACAUGACAACAGUAUAAGUGUUCUUCUCGGAUAUGGUGAUGGCUCCUUUGCAAAUCAAACGACACUUUCAACUGGCUCUACGCCACGAGCUGUAGCUGUUGGUGAUUUUAACAACGACACUUAUCUGGAUAUCGUCGUCGCUAAUGCUGGUGACAAUAUUCUCAGUGUACUUCUCGGAUACGGUAAUGGCUCUUUUGCAAAUCAAACGACAUAUUCCACUGGCUCUUGGCCAGUCCCUGUAGCUGUUGGUGAUUUUAACAACGACACUCAACUGGAUAGCGUCGUCGCUAAUUUUGAUGACAACACUAUUAGUGUACUUAUCGGAUAUGGUAAUGGCUCUUUCGCGAAUCAAACGAAAUAUUCAACUGGCUCUGCCCCAAUAGCUGUAGCUGUUGGUGAUUUUAAUAAUGACAGCCAACUGGAUAUCGUCGUUGUUAAUCGGGAUGACAACACUGUAAGUGUCCUUCUUGGAUAUGGAAAUGGCUCUUUUGCAAAUCAAACGAAAUAUACAACUGGCUCUUACCCACAAGCUGUAGCUGUUGGUGACUUUAACAACGACACCCAACUGGAUAUCGUCGUUACUAAUUUUGGUGGCAACACUGUAAGUAUCCUUCUUGGAUAUGGCAAUGGCUCUUUUGCAAAUCAAACGACAUAUUCAACUGGCUCUGACCCACAAGCUGUAGCUGUUGGUGAUUUUAACAACGACAGUCGACCGGAUCUCGUCGUCGCUAAUUUUAAUGACGACACUGUAAGUGUACUACUUCGGUAUGAUAGAGGAGCUCUGAAAGAUAAAAUUACAUUUGCGCCUGCCGAUGGUUCUCGUUUGCGAAGCUUUGCCAUUUUUGAUUUCAAUAAUGAUAGCCUAUUGGAUAUUGCCGUUGUCAAUUAUGGUACGAAUAACAUAGGUGUCCUUCUUGGAUAUAAGAAUGGCACUUUUGGAAAUCAAACGGUGCUCUCAACAGGCUUAAAUUCUCAUCCUGACUCAAUCGCUAUCC